Molecule: messenger RNA, 2085 nt
Organism: Scheffersomyces amazonensis
Lineage: Eukaryota; Fungi; Ascomycota; Pichiomycetes; Serinales; Debaryomycetaceae
Gene: YBP1
Product: Ybp1p
Exons: 1
Coding region: 17-2047 (676 amino acids)
Biological process (GO): cellular response to oxidative stress
Cellular component (GO): cytoplasm
Source: RefSeq, a predicted model, not a curated record
AAUUGAAGUUAUAGUAAUGUCAGACGCCGAGUCAGUGACUAGCGAAUCGACGCUAGAACCGUUUCAAUUUGAGAAAGUCUUGGAAAGUUUGGAAUCAGGAGCUCGAGAAGCCAUUGAGUCACAAGACUUUAUUUCGUAUAGUACACUCCUUGACAUUUACCUUAGUGACCCUACUAAGUAUACUUAUGAUGAAAGAGAACAGUUAUUGAAUCAUUUAUUGACGAUUCUUACUGAACACAAGCAAUUAACUUACGAGAUAGGAUGGGAUUUACCCAAUCUAUUGAUUCUUUAUGUGGAAUCCGACUUUCAAUUCCAUGAUCCAAUUAGGACUGCUCCCUGUGUAUACAAGAUCCUAAAGAACUUUGAAGCUUUAGCAUUGAACGGGAAUCCUAAGGAAUUGUUUCUUAAAUGUUGUGAACUUUUAACCACUGUACAAUUGGAAGAUGUCACUAUUACUGAUGAUAUUAGUAUUCAAGAACGAUUUUAUGAUGUUAAAUUAUAUUGUAUCUUUGAAUUAAUUGAUAGUUGUCUUAAAAGAAUUAAAACAUAUUAUCCAUCACGAUUUCUUGCUAUGACGGUGGCUGCGUAUAUCAAUUCCGCCUAUAAAAAUGCCACUAAUCUGGCAAGUAAUACUGAAUUUAUUAUGAAGAGAGCCUAUAAUUUUGCUAGAAAUUAUGCUAGUCCUCCAUUACCAGAAAAUGAUGGUACCUUAACCACUGAUGAGAUUAAAAAGAUUUCCGCUGAUGAACUGUACUUACAGAGGAAACUCUUGACGGGGUUCCUUACUAGUUUGGUAUAUUUUGUGUCGGUAAAUCAUCAAUAUGGUUAUGCUGUUGAUCAUUUCUCAUUCUUACAAGAACCUCAUCGAUCAUCAUUAAAGAAAUAUUUUGAGUAUGAAGUAGAAAGUCCUGUAUUGGAUCGAAUUGCCGAGUUGGCAUUGUCAUAUGACAUUGAAUUGGAUCAAGACUUUAAGCAAUACAUUAAAGAAGCUCAUGAACUUGUAGAUGAAUUCAAAUUCGAUGGUACCGAUCAUGAUGAUGAUAUUAGUGGAGACCUCUUUGAGAAAGUGGUGAUUGAUUAUCAAAAAAAUUCUCUUACUACCAUUAUUACUAGUGAUGCUAAGAAUAUUAAUGAUUCCAUAUUAGGAGAUAUUCUUAUAUAUACUCAUCAAAUUGCCGUUAAAAGAACAUUUGAUAGAGUAUCUAUAACUUUCAGUGAUGCAUUGGUAUUAACCUUAAGAACCAUCAUUCCUCAAAUGGUUCAAAAAUCAUUUAUGGCUACUGGAGUUCAAGAUGCCGUUGUAUUCUGGAGUUGGUACUCAUUAUAUGAUGCUAAAGAUAUUGAAGUGGCCAUUGCUACCGUACCCAAGACUUUACUCAUGAUCUAUUAUCAAGCGUUACUCUUUAUCAUCAUCAGUAGUGUUGAAGCUCCUAAUUUCCGAUACGUAGUAUUGACAUUACUCACUAAAAUCUUGGCCUUAUCACCAGAAUCUACGGCUUAUGCAUUCUUAAAGGAUAGUUUAAUUAAUUGUCCUUAUGAAAGAGAUAAAGCCACAUUGAUUGGAGUAUUAAAGGAAUUAUUAACUCAACAUAAACAAUCUCGAUCCGUUGAUAGUUUACUGGAUCAACUUGCAAGUACCACCAUUGACGAAGAGGAUGAAACUAAACCAGAAGUACCUCCUCCUUUACCUAAUCGAAGUAUACCGGAAGUAGCCUCAGCCAAAUACAUUCAACUCACUUUGGAUAAGUUUAAUGACUUGACAGAAUUAAUCAAUAAGGCCGUCGAAGAUGUAUUUGUUAAACAAGACUCGGAAGUUAGUAUUGAUCCUCGGAAACUCUCGACUUUAUCGGCAUACCUUAAUCUUUUGGUGGUGAUUAAGAAUGAUGUGGUGGUAUUGGCCAAUAAGAAGGAGAUCGAUGCCAUUGUGGCUGCUGUCAAGGUGAAUCUUGAAGCCAUCAAGCGUAAACACGAUCAAACCCCGAACUCGAAUGUCUACGAAUUAAAUGCCGUAGGUAUGUUGGAAAUUACACUCGAUAGAAUUGCCUAGUUAGUCUACAUAGCGAUAUACUAUACUAUAUGAUAUUA